AGAUUGUGUGCACAUAGUUUUGUAAUAGUUUUGUUUUUAAAGGGAGUGUGUUUGCCAGUAAUAUGGACAGCAGUAAUAUUAUAUGGCAAUGUGUACACAAAGCAUUUAGCUAGCGAUUAGCUUAGCGUCCGUCGUUCUUCAGAUCAUAACUUGCCACGCGUAUUGGUGGCGUAUGCUAUGCUAUUCUUUGGCGCAUGUCCUUAGGUCCUUUUAGAAUAGUGGCUUUUAUUUGAGGAGUUUAUUUGUGUUGCAAUAAAUUAUUGUAGCGGUAGAGCCACAAAUUUGUCCCGUGCUGGUGUAAUGAAGUUUUUGUUUUUUUUUUGGAAAUGGUUGAUAUCAUUUUAAGAUUAAAUUAUGUUUUUGUUUUAAUCAGUUAAUAAUUUAAAUUUGUAUUUGUGAAUUUUAUCUGUUGGAUUUUUUUAUUUCGUCCACUCUAAUACUUUCCGUACUGCACACCGCACUUUUUGAACUUUUUUUGUUUCCGUACUACCUGCGCUGUCUGUCCUGUCUCAUGUUGCCGCAUGCACCGAUGAGGGGGAGCUGUGCAGUGCAGACACAGAAACCUACAUCUACAUGCAGGCCAAUAAAACGAGAAGAUAAAAGUCCAAGCUGGCUUCAGUAGUUUCGUACGGUCAGGGAGAGAGGCUGCAAUGAAAAGCGUUACACUAACGGGUUCACGGAAGAAAUGGAACUGAUGGUCACACAGAUUUAUGGAGGCAGACAUCCAAACCUAGAUUGGACCUCCAGGAGAGACGAGUGUGGCCACUGGGAUGUGCACAUUUAUGGACUUAAAGGGGAGCUGUGCAGUGCAGACACAGAAACCUACAUCUACAUGCAGGUGCCCCAACCAACCUUCUUAUCAAGCCUCUCUUCCACCGCUACCACCUCUUAGCGAGCCUCUGGUGGGACGGGUUCAUCCUCUGGCUCUGUCUGUGCUGAGACUUAAUUAUGAUAUGCCACAGCAACGUCAGCCCCAAGUAUUGGCUGAGAUGGAGUCAACUUUAGCAGCAGUGAUGCAGCAUCAUAAUGCACAAUCUAACCUAAGCCAUGCAGAUGUUGGAUUAUUUGUUGCACAUGCAGCCCAUGUCCAGUCAGUCUGUGAAGAUGUCCUGGUCAGUUCUUUACAGUACCAAGAUCAUAAGGCGCAUAAACCAACCUCGUGUCAAGCCAACACCUCCGUCUCCUGCAGAGGAGCUCCGCAAUGGGGAAAUCCACAGGUCAGCAAGAAAUUAAAAAGGUGCCCCAACCAACCUUCUUAUCAAGCCUCUCUUCCACCGCUACCACCUCUUAGCGAGCCUCUGGUGGGACGGGUUCAUCCUCUGGCUCUGUCUGUGCUGAGACUUAAUUAUGAUAUGCCACAGCAACGUCAGCCCCAAGUAUUGGCUGAGAUGGAGUCAACUUUAGCAGCAGUGAUGCAGCAUCAUAAUGCACAAUCUAACCUAAGCCAUGCAGAUGUUGGAUUAUUUGUUGCACAUGCAGCCCAUGUCCAGUCAGUCUGUGAAGAUGUCCUGGUCAGUUCUUUACAGUACCAAGAUCAUAAGGCGCAUAAACCAACCUCGUGUCAAGCCAACACCUCCGUCUCCUGCAGAGGAGCUCCGCAAUGGGGAAAUCCACAGGUCAGCAAGAAAUUAAAAAGGUGCCCCAACCAACCUUCUUAUCAAGCCUCUCUUCCACCGCUACCACCUCUUAGCGAGCCUCUGGUGGGACGGGUUCAUCCUCUGGCUCUGUCUGUGCUGAGACUUAAUUAUGAUAUGCCACAGCAACGUCAGCCCCAAGUAUUGGCUGAGAUGGAGUCAACUUUAGCAGCAGUGAUGCAGCAUCAUAAUGCACAAUCUAACCUAAGCCAUGCACAUGUUGGAUUAUUUGUUGCACAUGCAGCCCAUGUCCAGUCAGUCUGUGAAGAUGUCCUGGUCAGUUCUUUACAGUACCAAGAUCAUAAGGCGCAUAAACCAACCUCGUGUCAAGCCAACACCUCCGUCUCCUGCAGAGGAGCUCCGCAAUGGGGAAAUCCACAGGUCAGCAAGAAAUUAAAAAGUUGGUGGAGGAAGAGGAAGAGGAGGAUGAUGGUGACCAUGAGGAGGACAAGACCAGAGAUUUUGAAGAAAAGGACAGUGACUCAUCCUCAGAAGAUAUGUAUAAGUGAAAACAGAAGCAAGUUAAUCACAAUAGGGAAGUAACAAAAAAUACAUAAUAAUAACAAUUAAAAAAUACAAUACAAGGCUCCUUUAUACACUCUCUCUUAGUUUUUCUGAGAGGAGGUUCUGUAUCAUUCAUCACAUGCUAAACUAUUCUUUAAAGAUGAGGUGACAAAGAAAUUUUGUGCUAUCAACUGUCUGUGUUUAGCUCUUUCACUUAGAAUCCAGUGAAAUCUCGCCUUCCUAAGUCUUCCAUUUCUUCUUUGUGGAGUUCCCUAAAGUUGGUGCAGCCUUCAUGGAGCUCCUACCUGCCCCCCACAGAGUCACACCUACAGGACAUACAAUGGGUAUUGUGAGCCGCCUAGACCACCUGGGGCCGUCGGCAGGGGAUGGGCCUUUUACCCUGAACGAUCGUCUUCCUGGAAUAAAGGGAACGUGAUUGGGAGCUGGUGAUUGGGCGAGUGUCUUCCUGGUGGCUCUGACUCAUGAUCAGCUGUCACACAGCUGUCAGUGAGGGACACACAGGUGACACUACGCUGCACAUGAAGUUGGUGUCUCCUGCAAUCAGAAAAAAGAUGAAAAGGAGUCACAUGCAUUGUCGUGCAUUGUUCUUCACCUGCGCGACUGCUGGUCUUUAGAGAAUAAAACAGAGCGACCCUCCGAUGUGGCACAGAAGAACUCUCCCCUGUAGCGGCUGUGGCCAUACCGUCUGUUCUUGGGCUGACCACAGCGGCGACAGCGGACAUGCUGAAAGAUCUUCCUCUCUUUAAGAGGGAGACUCCUCUCUCGCUGACGACGCAGCUCCUCCUCUCUAAUCCUCCUCUGCCAGGCUGUGGAGCGAGGAACAACGGCAGCAGCAGCAGAAGCAGGAGCAGCAGCGGUGAUGGAGAUGGCAUGUCCCAGUGAGGUGAGAUGGAUCCUACCACUGCAGGAGCGUCUUCUGGUUGACGUUGUAGAGGUGGAUGGAGGUGUUGGUCAUCAGCGUGGGGCAGCUGACUACAACGUCCCGGAUGGUGUUGUAGUCCCUCAGGACGGAACCCCAGCGACUGACCCGGACCCCGCCCAGUGAACGUCCCUCACUGUGGACGUCACACAGCUCCAUGAAGAUGGCCUCCACCAGCCUGCUGACUUUAGGGGACUGAGCACCUUUGCCUAGAAAGGAACUGCACACAACCAGAACCCAGCGUUCUGUCCUGUUGUGGCAGGACAGCCUGAAAGGGAGCACAACAAGUCAACGGUUGAAGUCCUGACCCGACACGCCUCUUUACGUUUAUAUGUAGGCAUCUCACAGGCUCAGCACUUACUUGUAGGUGAGUACAGCCGGGAAUUGAUCCUGGUGACUCAGGUCCAACUGAUUCAUGAUGUCCGGGACCCAGGCGGCCAUCUUCUUCCCACAGGAACGACAUUCCAGGUACUCUGUGCCCAUAAAGUACCAGCCGUCCCUGUCCAGAUCCCUGCGCACCGUCUUGUAGAGUCCUGCGCCGGUCAGCUUCGUGUCACAGCUGGGGCACACAAGCCUGCACGCCCACAUCUUGUAGGGCAUCCACAGGAAGAACGGCCUCUGGAAGAAGCCGUGGGACGACUCACCUCUCAGCCAGUAACUGACCCUAAGGGUUUAGGACAGCCCUCAGCUGCGGCUGCAGCUCUGGUCCUGUGCUGCACGGCGACGCCGCUGUCCCCACUGGAAGGCAGGUCCAGCUCAUCGACUGCUGCAGGAGUGGAGGCUGAAGAUGGGACCUCUGCAAAAAUAAAUAAAAGCGUAGGUCAUGGCUCCGUGGGGGCCGAACCCCACCAACUUCUUGUCUUGGCUCCGGACAGACUUGGAACCCUCCGUGGCACGGCGUCCCUCCACGGCUGACAUCACCUCUGGGAACAGCUUGCUGUAGGAGCACCUUGUUGGCCAUAAGUGGUGAGCUGGAUGUGUCACCACUCUCCCGCUCCUUCUGGUGUGAGGCCAGCAGGGACACAGCGUAGCCCACGUCGUGACUCAGGAGCCACUUGAAGGUCUGUCCCCGGUACUGCCCAAACUGGAUCUCAUAUUGGCUGAGAACCAGCUGCGAGCAGUGGGGAUCUCCUCCUCCUUGCAGAAUGCAAGGCACCGGCUGGAUGGUGUUGAAGGCACUGGAGUCAAAGAUCAUGAUCCUCACAGUGCUGCCGGGCUUCUCUAGGUACAAGGUGUCCACGUCUCCGCUGUCCAAGCAGCUUCCAUCCCUGGUGUUGUUCCAAGGGGGGAAGGAGGUGAUGCGGCGCCCCCAGGUGGACAAGAAGGGUAGAGCUGUGUCCUGGAGCUUCACUGAGAGGUCAGGGACGCAUGAUGAUACAUGAUGAGAUGCUCCAGCUCCAGCAACAGGAUACAGCCGGGCUAACGAAACACACCAAGCCUAGAGAAAGUGCCAACAUGCACCUACACCCCAUCGCAUUCCUCAGCAGCUGUUCUGCUCCAGCCGAGCUCCAGGUCAGAGGCCGUGCGACUGGGAGGAGCCUGCACUUCACACGUGCUUCGCUCUGUUCAGAAGGUCCAGUUAUCACCCACAUGACCCUGCAACUGUGUGGGACCCUUCGCUGGUGGAAUUGAUGGUAAACAUGCAGGGCAACAACCAGAAACCUGAUUAAACGCUGCUUUUUGUGUGGUCGUGCAUCAUCAUUUAUGUCGGGAGAGGAGCUCCUUAUGGGAGCACACAGCCGCUGUGAAGGACGAGACCCUCAACAUGGAUCUGAAACAGGAAGAUGAUAAAACAAACAGUUCAAAUGAUCAAAGAAGCUAAACAUGGAGCGUUAUCCACUGUCCAUGUGUGAUACAACCUUUGUUUUAAUAUAUUCAGGACGUCUGACUUCUAUUGUAAUAAUACUACAAAUUUAGUGACAAUAACAUUUUCUAAAAUUACAUCUUGGGAAUUUCAUUUUUUAAUAAAAAUGACAUUUGAUGUUUGUCCACUAGCGACAUCUCAAAUUAGGCAUUUGGUCUUUGAAAACAAGACAUUCACAACAUUUUAAAUCAUGAUCAACCAACAAAAACCGAUCAACCGUAGAGCCAACCAAACACAAGCCACGUUUUAAGUCAAUAUUAAAAACUCUUCAUUAUCAAUAGUUAUAUUCCAUAAAAAUUCAUAUAAAACAACUUCAAAUUAAAUAGGUGAAAUUUAAAAAAAUGACAACACUUGAAUUUUCAAGAAAAACGCCGAAGGAAUUUGUUUUCUAGAAAAGUCUGCCUUGUCUUCAAGAUCCUAUGAACCACACAAAGGCCGGUGCAUGAUUUCCUUGUCGACUUCCUCGCUUCUGUUAGUUCCAACAGACACUGCUGUCCACAACAACACUGGCUGUGGGGGCUAGUAGUGAUAGUAGUGCAUGCUGCAGUAUGAAGGCUUUUUUUUUUUUUUUUU
This is a messenger RNA of Betta splendens (Siamese fighting fish), 5515 nucleotides long. RefSeq lists its product as uncharacterized. The record is from RefSeq and is a predicted model, not a curated record. The coding region runs from base 771 to 2177 and encodes 468 amino acids. The transcript has 23 exons. NCBI's taxonomy places the organism in Eukaryota, Metazoa, Chordata, Actinopteri, Anabantiformes, Osphronemidae.